Salpingoeca rosetta is the source of this 1499-nucleotide messenger RNA. RefSeq lists its product as uncharacterized. The coding region runs from base 127 to 1173 and encodes 348 amino acids. The transcript has 6 exons. Lineage: Eukaryota; Choanoflagellata; Craspedida; Salpingoecidae. Gene Ontology annotation, cellular component: membrane. The record is from RefSeq and is a predicted model, not a curated record.
CACAGCAGACAAAGCACAGCAGACCAAGCAAAUCAGACAAAGCAAAGCCGACUACAGCAAAACAAACCAAAGAGGCCCUGACCCCCAACAAGACAAACCAACAACCAAAGACAGCACACAGACGAGAUGCGCUCCUUGAUGCUGGUUGCCGCGAUAGCGGUGGUGUACACCGCUUUGAUCUGCACCGCUGCUCCUGCCAUGUCGCAGCUGGCUGAUGAUGGUCAAUUUGCCACGAAUGGAUCAACAACACCCAACUCAACAACACCAACAACAACCACAACGGCGAACAUCUCAUCGACCACCACCACCACAACGACGCAAACGCAUAGCACCACAGCGGGCCCCAACGUGACGACAACGGCCAACGUGACGACAACCGCAAAUGUGACGACAACAAUGAUGCCAACCACGGCUCCCAACGGGACUACAACCACCACUACCACCACGACCGCAGCGCCUGCACCGGCUCGCCGAUUCAACCACGAGCUCGAGGUGAAGAACGCCACGGGCAUCUGCCUCCUCUUCGACUACGACAAGGUCUUUAUGACCUUCAACGACAUUACCAUCAACGCGACGGGCAUCCCUGAUUCAAACGUCAACGGCGACUGCUUCCAGUACAGCAAGCUCCCCGAUGGCAACUACUCGCUGUCGGCGUCCGUCGAAACCACAUACCACGCUGACGACGUCAGCCUCACCGUGCGCUACACUCUCCUGCAAAAUGCAACCUACGCAGGCCCCAGCCAGACCACGUACCGUCACGGCGACCAGUCGUCUGCACUCAGCCGCAUUGAUGUGACGCUCGUGGGCAAGGACAACAAGACACAGACUGCCCACUUUCUUGAAUUUGACAAGUACGACAUGGCCAUGGACAACUCCGUGUCGUACCGGUGCAAGUACAACUUCACCUACAACACCAACGUCACCCACCCCGCGGGCGCCAACGCCACGUUCACCGUUUACAAUGUCCACGUGCAGCCGUUUGUUCCCAAGGGCCAGAACAGCUUUUCAAAGACCAACAGCAACUCCUACUGCCCGCGCGACGACAAGGAGGUGAAGAGGAUCGGGCUGAUUGUGGGCGGCAUCCUCACAGGCAUUGCCUUUCUUGGCAUCGUCCUCUUCUCAAUCACCGCCUGCCGCGGCGAGAGUGAAUACCAGAGCCUCGACGACAAGUGAUGAUGUCCGCCAUACCCAUCCAUCCAUCCAUCCAUGAAAACAUCUUGUUCGCAUUUCUGCGUGCUGUCUGAUUGCCUUCUCUGUGCUGUCUGUGCUUGUUAUGCUUGUUGUGUGUAUUGUAUGUGGUAUGUGUGUGCGUGUGUGCGUGUGCGUGUGUGUGUGUGCUUGUGUGUGUGUGUGUGUGUGUGUGCGCGCGCGUUUGUAUCGCCCGUCCUGAGCCCACCUCCCUUCCGUUCGUGCGCACGUUUGUACAUUGCGCGAAUUUCUGCCUAUCUCCCCCCCCCCCCCCCCGGGUGCACGCCGUUUGUCACGUGUUCCCCAAUUCC